Telopea speciosissima is the source of this 1696-nucleotide messenger RNA. RefSeq names its product guard cell S-type anion channel SLAC1. Gene Ontology annotation, molecular function: voltage-gated monoatomic anion channel activity. Lineage: Eukaryota; Viridiplantae; Streptophyta; Magnoliopsida; Proteales; Proteaceae. Gene Ontology annotation, cellular component: membrane. Bases 5 to 1669 code for a protein of 554 amino acids. The transcript is spliced from 3 exons. The record is from RefSeq and is a predicted model, not a curated record. Gene Ontology annotation, biological process: intracellular monoatomic ion homeostasis; stomatal closure; transmembrane transport.
AAAGAUGGCCAUGGAAGGGACGAGUUCAAGCUUUCCAAAGGACCAAUUUAUGGACAUUCAUGAAGUAUUUCCUCAAGAAGAAGAAGAAGAUGGCACAAGGAAGAUGGCAAACAGGGGAGAGAAGAGAUUGAAUAGACCCAGUAAGGUAAGAGAUAUGAGGAGACAGCAGAGGAAUUUAAGUCGACAGGUCUCAUUAGAGACUGGGUUUUCUGUACUCAAUAAGGAGUCAGAGGAGGCUAAGGAAAGUAGGAUGAGGACACUUGAAAGGAGUGGUCGAAGCUUAGGAGGUUUUGGUUCGGCAAGUAGAUUUGGUUGUGAAGCUAAGAAAGGAGAUUUCAGUAUGUUCAGGACCAAAUCGACCUUGAGUAAGCAGAAGUCUUUGUUGCCUAUGAGAGACAUGGAUUCUCAGAAGAAUGAUUUCUCAGGAGGACUUGAACCUCCUGUAUCUGCUGGGAGAUACUUUGCUGCCUUGAGAGGAGCUGAACUCGACCAAGUCAAGGACUACGAAGACAUUCUCCUCCCAAAGGACGAAAAAUGGCCGUUCCUCCUCCGAUUCCCAAUCGGGUGCUUCGGUAUCUGUCUGGGUCUAAGCAGCCAAGCCAUCCUAUGGCGCACUCUUGCCACCAGCCCAGCUACCUCUUUCCUCCAUAUACCACUCCUCAUCAACCUUCUCCUUUGGCUCUUGGCCCUCACCGUUCUCAUCUCCUUCUCCUUCACCUACGCACUCAAAUGCUUAUUCUACUUCGAAGCCGUCCGUCGCGAAUACUUCCACCCCGUCCGAGUCAACUUCUUCUUCGCACCUUGGAUUGUCUGUAUGUUCCUUGCUCUUGGCGUCCCUCAAGUACUCUCACCCAAACACCACCUCCACCCUGCCAUAUGGUGUACCUUCAUGACUCCUCUCAUCAUCCUUGAGCUCAAGAUCUAUGGCCAAUGGCUCUCUGGAGGUAAGAGACGUCUCUCUAAGGUCGCCAACCCUUCUACACAUCUCUCAGUGGUUGGAAACUUUGUGGGCUCUAUAUUGGCAUCCAAGGUCGGGUGGCAAGAGGCUGCCAAGUUCUUCUGGGCAGUUGGUUUUGCACAUUACCUUGUAGUCUUUGUUACAUUGUAUCAGAGAUUGCCAACCAGUGAGGCCUUGCCUAAGGAGCUACACCCUGUUUAUUCCAUGUUCAUAGCUGCUCCGGCGGCGGCAAGCAUUGCCUGGGAAACCAUUUAUGGCGAAUUUGAUGGGCUUUCGCGGACUUGUUACUUCAUUGCAUUGUUUCUCUAUGUUUCACUUGUGGUUCGCAUCAAUUUCUUCAGAGGCUUUAGGUUUUCAGUGGCUUGGUGGUCUUACACUUUUCCCAUGACAACUGCUUCAUUGGCAACCAUCAAGUAUGCAGAGCAGGUCCCGGGUAUACCAAGCAAGGUUCUUGCACUUACUCUCUCAUUCAUGUCUUCAGCAAUGGUGUCUGUGCUGCUGGUUUCCACACUUCUUCAUGCCUUUGUUUGGCAUUCCUUGUUUCCCAACGACCUCGCCAUUGCCAUAAUGAGAAAAAAUAAUAAUAGCAACGUUAGAGUGUAUGGCAAAGAGCAGAAACCCUUCAAAAAGGUCUAUGAUAUAAGGCGUUGGACGAAGUCGAUAACCAAGCACAAUCUAUCAGUGAAUAAGGAAAAAGAGGAAAAAGUCUAAUACUAAAUCCCAUAUGACAAGUUCAUA